CUCUUGCCCUCGUCCGCCGCCCUUCGCCUGGGAGGCUCCUUAUCCCCCGCCCGAAGGGAGGCUGAGCAUGCAAGGCGAGCCUUGGGGGCUGCGGAGGUGCUUCUUUCCGACACCGGGGAGGGAACGGGCAAACUACAACUGGCAGAACUGGACAUUAGGAAAAGCUUCUUGACGAAACAAGAGAAAAUAAGACAAAGAAAAUGGAUUCCAACAAAUCUGCACCUGAACCACCACCUCCAGCAUAUUCAGGACCAGCGCCACCAUAUCCAGCUCCCCCUAACCAACAGGGAUUUCCACCGGCAUCAUCGUAUCCAACUCCCCCAAACCAACCAGGAUUUCCACUGUAUUCAUCUAAUGUAACUUCAUAUAUAUCAGGAUCUGCUAUUCCAGCACAAAGCAUUACAACUUUCCAAGGCGCCCCAGUAGCAUAUGGAGCCAUUCCAUAUCAAAAUCAGCCUACUGCUGCUCCAGCUAUAACUUGGAUGCCAGCUCCACCUAUACCUCCCAAAUGCCCUCCUGGCUUGGAAUAUUUAACUCAGAUUGAUCGGAUAUCAGUUCAACAGCAGAUUGAGCUUUUGGAAAUAAUAAGUCGCCUUGAAACCUGCAACCGAUAUGAAGUCAAAAACUCUAUGGGGCAGUGGAUGUACUUGGCAGUUGAAGAAAAUGAUGACUACACUCUGAACUGCCAUGGGUCAUUGCGGUCAUUCGUCAUAAAGUUCCUUGAUGGUUCAAACCAACCAGUAAUGCAGUUGUCAAGAGACUGCAAGUGUUCCAUUUGCUGCUUCCCUUGUAUUUGCUGCUUGCAGGAGCUGGAAGUUCAAGCCCCUCUCGGCACAGUCAUUGGAUACAUUAAGCAGAAUUGGCAUCCAUGUCUGCCUAGAUUUGCUCUCCAAAAUGAGGCCAGGGAAAAUGUACUUAAAAUGGCAGGUCCUUGUGCUCCAUGCAGCUUUUUCAAAGAUAUUGAUUUUGAGGUGAAUACACAAGAUGAGAAACCAAUUGGAAGGAUUACUAAGCAGUGGACUGGCUACGCAAGGGAGAUGGCUACAUCAGCCAGCAACUUUGAAAUCGAGUUCCCAUUGGAUCUUGAUGUUAAAAUGAAAGCCCUAAUACUUGGAGCAUCAAUCCUUGUGGAUUACAUGUAUUUUGAACGAAAAUCAGCAAGGUCAGACCGGAAUUAGAAUAGCUGACUUUCAUCUAGCUGGAUUCAGAAAAAUUCUCCUGUUCGUUCUGUUCUUCUUUGGAUGACAGGGAAUGUCAAGCCUUCUGAAAAUAGAUCUUCAUGAAAAGAACUGAUUUUGACAGACUGCUACAGCUUUCGUGGUGAAGGUGGUGUUGUAAUUCAGUAAUGCUGUGCACAAGCAACAGUGGCUCAUAUCAAUGGUGGGGAAAUUAUUACACAGGAUUUAAGAAGUUUCUGGAAUGUCUUGGAUCCUUCGUUCUUUAAACUAUAGCUGCGGAAACCCUUGCUCUUUUAAUUGGGGUUUAAAGUUUACUCUGCUAAUAGUUGGUAGUGUGGGAUUUGUGCCAAUUGCCUUAGAAUAAGCUCUGUAUUGAAAUGUAAUCUGAUAUUUAUCAUUCUCUUCCUCUGUCAGGCAAACUGAAUGCUCAAGAAUGUACAAGCUUUUGGGAUCCUCUGAUCCUUUCACUAUGCAAGAUCCUUUCACUGUACAACAGGCAUGGCAGACUUGAACCCUCCAGGUGUUUUGGACUUAAGUUCCCACAAUUCCUAACAGCCGGUACAAAUUGGAGGGCCCAAGUUUGCCCAUGUCUGCUAUACAAGAUAGAGUCACAGUUUAUAAAUAAGUGCCAUAUAUAAAAUGGUAAACUACUGAGGCUUUAGGUCUGCCCACAUGGCAGAGUCACUCAGGUGUAGGUCUCAGACACACUGUGGAGUAGUAGACUCAGGAGGGAGGAUAAAGAAGCUGUGUAUUGUGUAUAUUAUGUUCCACCCUGGACAUCCCCCCCCCCCACACACACACACAUAUCUGGGGGCUGAUUAUUUUCUUUGUUGUGUAUUUUGUCAUUGAAUGCUUGCCACUUCUUUGGUGGAAACUACUCUGAGUCCCUUUGGGAAGAUAGAACAGUAUAUAAAUAAAGUUUUAUUAUUAUUAUUGUUACACCCUGCUUGCCCCACAGACCUCUGAACAAACCUCUGAGGAUGCCUGCCAUAGAUGCAGGCAAAAUGUCAGGAGCAAAUGCUACUGGAACAUGGCCAUACAGCUCAAAAAACUCACAGCAACCCAGUGAUUCCAGCCAUUAAAGCCUUCGACAACACAAUAAGCCACUAGCUUAGGUUGGGAAUUACGUGACUUCCUAGACAUUGGGGAAUUGCAGCUCUCACUGUUUCAGUAAGCAAGCUGCUGAAGCACUCCAAAUAUCUUUAGACCAUUAUUUCCCCAGUGUUCAGGAGCACUGCUUCUUAAAUUCUGGGUCCCAACCCCUAAUGUGGGUUUGGUCACACAAAAAUUGGCAACAGUAAAAGCUUUC
This is a messenger RNA of Anolis sagrei ordinatus, 2487 nucleotides long. RefSeq names its product phospholipid scramblase 1-like. Gene Ontology annotation, biological process: plasma membrane phospholipid scrambling. Gene Ontology annotation, cellular component: plasma membrane. Lineage: Eukaryota; Metazoa; Chordata; Lepidosauria; Squamata; Anolidae. Gene Ontology annotation, molecular function: phospholipid scramblase activity. The record is from RefSeq and is a predicted model, not a curated record.